AUGGAUAUCCAUCCCACAUCGACGUGGCCGGCCUCUGUCGACGAACAUAUCAAGCCCAUGCUGGACUCAUCGGCCCUGAUUAUCAUCGACACACAGAACGAUUUUGUCGACGGGGGAGCGAGUCCGAUUGCAGGAACAUCGGCGAUUGUUCCAGCUUUACGCUCCCUCCAAGCGGCGUUUCGAGCAGCUGGCCGGCCCAUCGUUCAUGUGGUUCGCAUCUAUCGUGGUGAUGGUGAGGAUGUGGACCGCGUGCGGCGCGGCGCCAUUGCUUCAGGCACCAGAAUCGUGGCUCCGGACACAGACGGAGCUCAAGUCGUCCCCGGCCUCAGUCGAGACUGGCGCUUGAAGCCUUCGGCGCGUUCCCUGCUGAACGGAGACAUUGUCGAGGUCAAUGAUGCCGAAUUUGUCAUGUGGAAGCCGAGGUGGAGUGCCUUUCAUCGCACGCGUUUGCACGACUUCCUCCAGGGGUUGGGCAUCACGACCGUCGUGAUUGCGGGAUGUAAUUUCCCCAACUGCCCUCGCGCCACGAUCUUCGACAGCAGUUCUGGAGACUAUCGCGUGCUGGUGCCGUCGGACGCUCUCUCCAACAUCAGCGGUUCGCAUCUCGAAGAGCUGGGGAGGAUUGGUGUUUUGCAUGCCAUUACCGGCCGCAUCAUCGACGAACUUGGAUUGACGACUUCCAGCCCUGGACCCUGA
Capronia epimyces CBS 606.96 is the source of this 696-nucleotide messenger RNA. RefSeq lists its product as uncharacterized. Lineage: Eukaryota; Fungi; Ascomycota; Eurotiomycetes; Chaetothyriales; Herpotrichiellaceae. Bases 1 to 696 code for a protein of 231 amino acids. The record is from RefSeq and is a predicted model, not a curated record. The transcript has a single exon.